Carassius carassius (crucian carp) is the source of this 1949-nucleotide messenger RNA. RefSeq names its product CXADR-like membrane protein. NCBI's taxonomy places the organism in Eukaryota, Metazoa, Chordata, Actinopteri, Cypriniformes, Cyprinidae. Gene Ontology annotation, cellular component: membrane; cell surface; cytoplasmic microtubule. The record is from RefSeq and is a predicted model, not a curated record. The coding region runs from base 297 to 1457 and encodes 386 amino acids. The transcript has 7 exons.
CGCGCAACGGUAACCUGAGACGCGCGUCCUCCGUCAGAGAGAACGAGAACUUUGAUGAUUUGACGGUGAAACCGAUGGAAACGUGGAGAUGAUGUUCUAGUCCUUGAUGGUGGAUUCGUCUUUCACCAUGUCCAGCUAUGUUGUCCUUGUGCUCGUCUCCUAACAGACUGCUGAUCCAUUUUCUUCUCAAAUACUUCUGCUAUAUACUACAGAUUUUGUGAUUGCGCGUGAAGAACAGUGAAGGAAACGGGGCGCAUUGUUUCAAUUUUCAUUUUUACAAAGGACUUCCAGGAUUCAUGAUGUCUGCAUCAUACCGCUCCUUAUUCCUUUUGCUGUUGAGUUUACUCUCGGCUGGGGCUCAGACCGAGAUGAAGCGGGUUGUCGGAGACAAUGCCACAUUGCCUUGUCAUCACCAGUUCUGGCAGUCAAAUGGACAAACACUGGACAUCGAAUGGCUCCUGCAGAAACCCAAUGUUAAACAACGUGUGAUCAUCACAUUCUUCAACAACGAGGUCUACACUAACGACAACCAUGCCAGUCGUCUGUCCUUUGCGGGCGACUACCUGAAUGGAGAUGCCUCUCUCCUGAUCAGUGAUCUGCAGCUGACCGACUCUGGAGAAUACCAUUGUAAGGUCAAGACUGGCGGCAAAUACCACUGGAGCCAAGUCAACCUCAUUGUGCUGGUGAAGCCGUCUAAACCUCGCUGCUGGAUGGAGGGCCGGCUUCUGGAGGGCAGUGAUGUGAAACUGAGCUGUAAGUCUUCAGACGGAUCCGACCCUAUUCACUACAAAUGGGAGAGAGUUCUGGAUAAGGGCAAGAGCGUGGGAAAACUGCCUACCCUCGCACUCAUCGAUCUGAAGAACCCAGAGAUCGUGACCUUGAGGAACUUGACGCAGGACAGCUCCGGGGUCUACAAGUGCACCGCCAGCAACGAUGUAGGAGAGGAGAACUGUAUCAUCGAGGUCACAAUGCAAUAUGUGCGGGGCAUGGGUGUGGUGGCUGGAGCCGUGGUUGGUGUUUUAUUCGGUGUUUUGAUCCUCAUUCUCAUCAUCUGGCUGGUCUUCCGCAAGAAAGAGAAGAAGAAAUAUGAGGAGGAGGAGACGCCUAAUGAGAUCAGAGAGGAUGCCGAAGCUCCUAAAGCCAAGCUGGUGAAGCCCAACUCCCUCUCCUCAUCUCGCUCUGGCAGCUCCCGCUCUGGUGCUUCCUCCACACAGUCUAUGGUGCACAACAGCGCACCCCGAGGCCAGCGUCCACGGCCACCUGCUGUCGCUGCCCUCAAGGAGAACGGACAGCCCCACGGGUUCCCCCAGUCUCCCCCGGCCUACACGCAGGUCGUUCCUAAAACCCCAGAACCCCCAGCCACCCCAAAAUUCAGACCCCCCAAUCCUCCAGUGGGCAUGUCCAUCCCGGCGGGCAUCAUGGUCCCUACUCAAAGCAAGGCCUUUCAGACAGUGUAGAGAGUAAAGGAACAAUACACCCACAGUGACUCUUCCAAAAGUUGCAACUACGAUUGGAAAAAUACAAUACACACAAAAAAAUAAAAGCAUAAUUAAAAAAUAAAAUCAAUCAUAUAAAAUCUAAAAAGUUGAAUGCAUAUUUACAAGGGAAAAUACACAGUGCUUGCACCUUUCUGAAGUAUUAAAAGAAAACAAGGCAAGAACUGAAGAACAAGAAUUUUUAUUCUCAUUCUUUGGUUCUUCCUCCUUCUUUUGAUCUCAUGGCACAGUCUGGCCCUUUUUUUUACAUUAUUUGUUUUGCUUACUCCUCUUGAGCUCUUGAAGGCUGGGUUGGCGGUGGGGUGUAAAGAUUUCCCCAAGAUCAGUUUAUUUAUUUAUUGCAUCAGAGAGGCUAAAGGUCCAAGGGCAGGCUGGGUUUAUGAAACAUGAUGGUGAGCGGAAGGACCAGCCGACUCUGAAGAGAAAUUAAGGAUAUUAUCCUGUUGUUUCUGU